AUGGUUUUAAUGAAGACUGGCGAAGGUGGCAUAAUAUUAAUUCCCGGCGCCACCAUUUUGGACUCCUACACGGACGAAGACGAAGAACUUCGUUCACUGGAAGGUCCUCCUAGUCCUUGCGAUGUGGAAUUCCUAAACAUAUCAUUUGUGGAUAGUAUUCCUGAAAUUUUUGAAUAUCCUUCGGAAACAUCACUUUUAUUUGAUGAAGUACCUUCACCUGUAUCAAACUCAACUUUAGGACAUUCAGUUCCUAAUCUAUCUGGAUCAACACUGUCAAAUUAUACGCCGAAAGGUACCGAGGACUUUCAGUUGGGAGUGACGCGUUCCAUCCAGAGUUCCUUGCAAACAGUUGAUAAAGACGAAACAGACAAGGCUGACUUGAUGAAGGAAGCUGAAGAGCCGAUUGCGUUCAGCGCUGGAACGAACUCAGACAUUCUUUUUUGA
Molecule: messenger RNA, 444 nt
Organism: Brassicogethes aeneus
Lineage: Eukaryota; Metazoa; Arthropoda; Insecta; Coleoptera; Nitidulidae
Source: the annotation of a GenBank genome assembly